Molecule: messenger RNA, 1974 nt
Organism: Haplochromis burtoni (Burton's mouthbrooder)
Lineage: Eukaryota; Metazoa; Chordata; Actinopteri; Cichliformes; Cichlidae
Exons: 7
Coding region: 647-1429 (260 amino acids)
Source: RefSeq, a predicted model, not a curated record
UUCAAAAGGACUCAAAAUGUACAAUAAAAAUUUGGAGGAAAAAAACCUUCCUGGUCCUGUCAUUAAUGUGUAAAUGUGUCAUGAAUCACGCAGGUUGUUUGGUAUUUACGUGUGGGUGUGGUUGUGUACAUUACUACUUGAUAUAUUAGUAAUAUAAUAUCCAGCGUUAGCCCGUGUUAAUAUAAUAUCCACCCAGGGAGUUAACUGCAUAAAUUGGGUAGUUCUCAAGGACACACACUUUUAACUUGUAAAAAUUAACUAAAAACUAUAUUUGAAGGCAAUUUACUGCAUUUAUCAAAUAAUUGUGGGCUAGCUGUAGCCUGUAUGGAUAAUGGAUAAAAUGCAUUUAUUUUUUUAAAUUUUUUUUUUAGGUAUUAUAGGACAUAGUAUUUGGGUACAUUUUUAUUACCUAGCCUGGUUAGGAAACACAGAAAGCUAAAUAUAAAAAAAAAAAACAAUGCAGGCGAAUUUUGAAGCCUGUUUCCAUGGUGACGUGAUGACUCGUUAGCGUUGUACCAGAGUGAGCUGCAGCCUAGCACUGCUGCUCAGGGAUAACCGGUUUUAACCCAUGUACCGUUAGCUGUGUCGUAGCUGUGUAUAGCACUAAGGUAAUGUCUGAAGUAGAUGUUCGUGCGGCUGCUCCAUCAUGAUAACUUGCCAGUUAGACCCGUCGAUAAUCACCGUAAAGGGGCUAAUAUCCCGGGAAAGCUCGAACUGCGGGCAGCGCGGCCCUGAUGCGGUUGGAUAUCCGACAUACAGGAACUUGAGGAUGGGAGCAGGUGGAGGGCAAGCGUCUUUAAGGCAAAGUCAACCAAGGAAAUUUCCUGUUACACAACCUUUGAGCAAGUCCAGGGACGCGAAACCUCAGCUGACUGGCUUCAUAAUUGGAGGGACGCCUACUUUAACCAAAGAUGACAAGCUGGAGUUGCAAAACACCAACCCAGAGAGGGAUCUCAGCGGGAGGCGCUUUCUGUUAGAUAGAAAAUGUGUGAUGUUAGAGAGGACCAAAACUGUGAUUCCUCCACUGCCAAGAGACUACCAUGUGCACAGACCUGGUAACCUCCCAUCCUUCAGCCUCUCCAAGGAGCUUUCCCACAGCCACACAGGGCGACCCUUCACCCUGGGGUACCCUGAAAGCUAUAAACUGAACACAAAUCCAGCCGUCCUCAUUCCCUCAGCUUUAGUCCUCAGUGGCAGAAACACCUUUUCGGUUGAGAACUGCAAGCUUGGCAGGCCCAAGGUGAAAUAUCCAUCCUCCAACGUAAUGACUGUUAAAAACAAUCAGAAAAGCCAGUCCUAUCCGGACCCAAUAGCUGGAGCCUCUCGCUCUUACAUCCACAGGAUAUCUGAGCUGUCCUCUCUGGAGGGCGAGACGGUGAGGCAGGAAAAGCUCAAGAAAAUGAGAAAACCUCGAAAGACUCCAUCCUGACAAUCACCUCCUUCCCAGUCACACUGGUCGAGGUUAAAAACAUUCGAGUCUGUGCCAACGACGGAACAGAAUAAACCACUUAGGGCGCCAUGUUCAUUUCAGUGGCUCGUUCUGACUGCUUGUUUGUCCUCUGUGAUAUUAGUUUGCUGCUUGGUAUGGCUGGUGGUUACAUUCUGGGAUUCUUAAUUACAUGUAGUACGGACUUGCUGCAACAAUAAAUGCCGGUGAUGAAUAUUAGGUAAACAUUUUCCAGUCUGACGCACAGCUGUCAGCAGUUUUCCACCCAGCACCUGCAUGCAGGAUAUUUAAUUUAGCUUUCUAAUGGCUCUUGUAUAAUACAGCCAUAUUUCUUUCUGUAUCAUCUGUAUCAUAUUUCAUAUGGUGUCCAUCUUUGGCCUCAUCGUUACCACAGUGUUUCAGACAUACAGCAUAUCUAAGCUUUGUUAAGUAAGUGAAAUAUUGACAUAUAUAGUAAAUAGUUUAGCAAAGCCAUUAUUGUGCCUUGUUAACUGUCUUCCUGAAAUUAAAUAAAUUUAUUUUUGUUA